GUGUCGUGAACUGCGACAUCAAGGAUGUUGUAAAUGUGAUGGGAGGUGUAGGGGUUUUGCUGCCUCUGCUGGAGCAGGUAUGUGAAACAGAGCAGGUUAACAGCGGCAGUCAGGAGAUCUCAGACCUGCUGGGACCAGAGCUCACCUCCAGAGGCCCCGCUUCCAUGCUGCUGCCACUCAACAAGUCCCCAGAGGGCAGACUAGAGAGAAACAGCAUUGCCGCCUUCCUGCUGAUGGUGAAAAACCUGAUUCUUCAUCACCCUGUUAAUCAGGAGUGCCUCCUGCAGUGCCACGGGCCGAGCAUCAUAGGAGCCAUGCUCAGCAAAGUUCCUGGCAGUAUGAUGGACAUGAACGUUUUAUUGGCCUGCCAGCUGCUGCUGGACCAGGUUUUCAACGAGGGGAACAGCCCACUUCUACAGCAGCUCUACCAGCACCUGCUCUUUGAUUUCCGCAUCUGGACUAAAAGCCAUUUUACCGUUUGUCUGGCCCACGUGCAGUACAUGGUGUCUGUGCUUAACAAAGGCAAGCAGCGAAUGAAGAGGAAGUACGGAGUCCAAUAUAUUCUGGAAACAAUUCGCACAUACUACAGUGUGGAGAAAGAUGGCAGCCCUCUGUCCGAUGAAAAGCAGACGAUUCAAACGUCUCUCUUCGCCUUGCUGAAAGACUUUCUAAAGUCUCCUACUCAAAAGGAGCUUCACACUGUCCUCGCCUACAUUGUGUCUGUCGGAGAGGAGAAGCAGGUGGUGAGGGCCUUGGACGUGCUGUACGAGCUGUUGCGGAGCAGCCCCCCCCAGGAGCAGGUGCAGGCCGUGCUGCUGGAGUGGGGGGUGGAGCAGCUGUACUGCUUGCUGCUCACUCCAAGUUUCGGAGACGAGGCCAGAGAGAGGGUCUUCAGGGUUUUAUACAAAAUCCUUAAAAGCGAGCGAGUGUCUGAGCGAAACAAGCAGCGCAUCAAGCUCAAGGAUUUUGGAUAUCUUGGCCUGGUUUGUUUCAUGGAUACGAUUCCCGUCACCAUGACUACUGUGCGGUGUCUUUACGAGCAGGUCCUUGCUACAGAUGCAACCCCGAACUUCAGAGACCUCCUGGCUGUCGUCUGUCUCUCCCACCGAGCUGAGCUCACUGUCCGCUUAGACGUCUGCCGCAAGAUCUUUCAUCUGAUCUACUCCAAUGAGGAUUAUGUGAAGCAGCUUGCUAAGCAGCCGGGCUGGCAGGAUGUUUUCACCAAGCUGUAUGUGAAAGAGUCCUACGAGUCACACGCUGCCAGCAUCGCAGGAUCCAGCAACCACACCUCCUUCGAGCCCAACUUCCGGCCUCCGCUGCACAGGGGGCAGUCUCUGGUCAUCGAGGACGCUCACCCGGAGAUGUUCCUGAACUACCGCACCUCGCAGGACAUCGGGGAUGAGGAGGAGGAGGAGGAAGAGGAGGAGGAGGAGGAGGAGGAGGAAGAGGAGGAGGAUGAAAGUGGUCAGCGAGACAUCUCUGAGGGAUUCUCGGAUUUAUCCCAGUCUCCUCCGAGUGGAGGAACGCUUAAAAACUUCACCGGCUCCCUUCAUUUUAAGUCUUUUGAUUCAGUGGACCAGGUGAGCCACUCGUCCUCCAUCUCCAAUGCCGUUGAUAUCACCUCCUCUCGCCCUGAUGAUGAAGGGAGAGACUACCAGCCGCUUUCCCCCUUUGGUACCCCCUUUGAUUUGGAUCUGGGGGGCAUGGGAGAUAACGGCACACACACUCCUGCGGGCAGCCUGACAAACACACCGUCUCCUCUAGAGAACUGCAAACUUUUCCCACCUGCCAGACCCAGGAAGAGCUCCAGUCUGUCCAACGUGCUGGAUGACACCAGCUAUGGGACAGACCCUCCAACUGGAGACACCAUCUCAAAUACGUCCAACCCACAGCAGACCCCCGAAGAGGAGCUGUGCAACCUGCUGACCAACAUCGUGUUCUCGGUGCUGUGGAGCCGCAGCGGGCCUGAGGCGUCGGAGGAUGUGGUUUGGAGAGAGAGAGGACAGGUGUUUUCUGUUCUCACCAAACUGGGUUCCUCCUGCCAACUGGUGCGCCCUCCUGAUGACAUCAAACGCAGUCUGCUGGAGAUGAUGCUGGAGUCGUCUCUGUCAGACCUGAGGGAGGCUCAGGGCGUGACCCUGCCUUUCUGUCCCAGCCUGGUUCGCCUCCUCAGGCUGCUGCAGGACUUCCUGUUUGCUGAGGGUACAGACAACCACACCCUGUGGAGUGAAAAGGUGAAUGGUAAAACCUUCACCGCUUUGGGAAUCUUUUGUACAGCAUUAAUUAGACAGAAGAGGUUGUGGGACUUCACUUUGCAGUACUGA
Messenger RNA from Notothenia coriiceps (black rockcod), 2324 nucleotides. RefSeq names its product neurobeachin-like protein 2. Gene Ontology annotation, cellular component: membrane; cytosol. NCBI's taxonomy places the organism in Eukaryota, Metazoa, Chordata, Actinopteri, Perciformes, Nototheniidae. Gene Ontology annotation, biological process: intracellular protein localization. The coding region runs from base 39 to 2324 and encodes 761 amino acids. The record is from RefSeq and is a predicted model, not a curated record. Gene Ontology annotation, molecular function: protein kinase binding. The transcript is spliced from 14 exons.